Messenger RNA from Ctenocephalides felis (cat flea), 1004 nucleotides. RefSeq names its product 39S ribosomal protein L46, mitochondrial-like. Gene Ontology annotation, cellular component: mitochondrial large ribosomal subunit. The record is from RefSeq and is a predicted model, not a curated record. NCBI's taxonomy places the organism in Eukaryota, Metazoa, Arthropoda, Insecta, Siphonaptera, Pulicidae. Gene Ontology annotation, molecular function: structural constituent of ribosome. The coding region runs from base 112 to 927 and encodes 271 amino acids. The transcript has 7 exons.
UGAAAUAUAUAAUUCAAGAGAAAAUACAGUAUUAAUAUAUGCUUAUACAUUCAAAUAAUGCUAGAUAUUCAAUAAAACUUGUAUCUGACUUUUGAAGUUAAGUGUAACAUAAUGUUGAAACUAUCUCCUUUUAUUUUUAAAACAAGCACCAAGCUUUUCAUUACAGAAUUUAGUACACAAGUUGAAAAUAAACUGCGUUGGGAUUUAGCAAGUGCGAUUUGCUUAGAAAGGCUUCCAAUAGUAACAAGAGAGCUUGGCCCUUUAGAGAACAAGUUUCAAGAAUAUCUCUCUACUGUUGAAUUUGAGAACAGUCUUAAAUCAGAUUUCGAAAUCAGGCGUGAAAAUGACAAGAAACAAGCAGAAUUGUUGAAAAAGGGUGAUACUAGCGAUAUUGAUUUAGAUGCAGUAUCAUCGCAGACAGCUCAAGAUUUUAAAGAUGCCUGUGUUGAAGAACUCAGUAAAUUUAAAUUAGCACCAAGAGUAUCAGAAGCCGAUAAAAAAAAUGAUUUGACUUCUACUGAUCGCAAAUUAGCCUCUUCUUUAGUUUUGUUAGUUAAGCAAAAACUUGGAGCCAAAGAUUAUUUUUUGAUGCCUCAAGGCAUUAGAACAGAGGGAGAAACGAUGAAGCAAACAGCGGAAAGAGUUUUGAAAGAAGCCUGUGGUAGUAAUAUUAAAUAUAGAAUUUUAGGUAAUGCACCAUGUGGUUUUUAUAAAUAUAAGUAUCCUCAGGAUGCUCAGAAAGAUGCUAUUGGAGUUAAGGUGUUCUUUUUUAAUGCAAUAUAUUUGAAAGGAUCUCUAGCUGAUGAUAAAGUUAAAUCUUCUAAAUGGUUGGACCGUACAGAGUUAUAUAAAGAGUUGCCAGAAAAAUAUUGUCGUAGUGUGAAACAAUUUUUAAUUGAUGAAGAUUUAGGCAAAUUGAAGAUCUAAGAAAGUUUAUAGUAGUUCUUGGUUAUUUCAUCUAUGUAGAAAUUACAUACCACAUUUAUUCAAUACAGCAAGAAAAA